Messenger RNA from Cryptomeria japonica (Japanese cedar), 381 nucleotides. RefSeq lists its product as uncharacterized. Gene Ontology annotation, molecular function: ubiquitin protein ligase activity. Bases 1 to 381 code for a protein of 126 amino acids. Gene Ontology annotation, biological process: protein ubiquitination. The transcript has a single exon. NCBI's taxonomy places the organism in Eukaryota, Viridiplantae, Streptophyta, Pinopsida, Cupressales, Cupressaceae. The record is from RefSeq and is a predicted model, not a curated record. Gene Ontology annotation, cellular component: cytoplasm.
AUGGAAAGAAUUAUUGAAGUUCAUGAAGAUCGACUCACUGUUGAUAUUCGGUGGUUACGUGGGGUCUUCAAUACCUUCGAUUCUCUUCGGAAAAAGAUCGUCAAGAUAAUGGAGAAUGAAAGGAAGGCGAAAGAAUUGGUAGAGGGACUGCCGAUUGUAACAGUUUCAGAUUUUCAUGUUGACGAUGGGGUUUUCUGUGGAAUUUGUCGGGAUGAUUUUAUUCUGGAGGAAGAGGUUCGAGAAAUUCCUUGUAUGAUCCGACACAUAUUUCAUUCUCACUGUAUUUGGCCAUGGCUUGAGGAUCACAAUACUUGUCCCAUCUGUACCACGCCAUUCUUUACGGCGAAUGAGCCAAAAAUACUACGAGAGGACCGAGUGUAG